This is a messenger RNA of Entamoeba dispar SAW760, 2016 nucleotides long. Its product is annotated as heat shock protein 70kD, putative. The transcript has a single exon. Gene Ontology annotation, molecular function: ATP binding; heat shock protein binding; ATP hydrolysis activity. Gene Ontology annotation, cellular component: cytoplasm. Lineage: Eukaryota; Evosea; Mastigamoebida; Endamoebidae. Gene Ontology annotation, biological process: cellular response to unfolded protein; protein refolding. The record is from RefSeq and is a predicted model, not a curated record. Bases 1 to 2016 code for a protein of 671 amino acids.
AUGAGUACACUAACAUUAGCUGAAACACCUAUUCAUGUUGGAAUAGAUUUAGGAACAACAUAUUCAUCUAUUGCUAUAUAUUCUGAAAAUGAAAAUAAAAAUGAUCCAAUAGAAGUCUUAGAAAUAGCAAAUAAUGAAUUUUCAGUACCAUCAUGGGUUCAACUAUUUAAAGGAAAUGAUGGAACAAAACAAUACAAUGUUAGUAUAAAUGCAAAGAGAAGUGGUGGUAUUUGUCUUCAUGAUUCUAAAAGAUUAAUAGGAGAAACAGUUAAACAUUAUAAUGAACAAAAGAACUUAUUACCAUCAUUUACGUCAUUUGUAGUUUCAACAGAGAACGAUGAAAUAAAAAUGUGUGUUGAAGAUCCUCUUAAUCAAUCAGAAACAGAAAGUUUUUAUCCAAUUGAAGUAUCAGCAAUGGUUCUUAGAACAUUAUAUAAUAUACUCAGGCAAAGAAUAGGAAAUAAAAAAAUAGGAAAAGUAGUUGUUACCAUUCCUGUUUCUUUUACACCAAGACAAAAGAAAGAAACAAUUCAAGCAUGUAAAAUGGCAGGAUUUGAAGAUAUUUCUUUAUUACAUGAACCAACAGCAUCAGUUAUAGAAUUUGAUAGAGAGUUCCAUUUAAAAGAGAAGUCUAAAAUUGUUGUGAUUGAUUGUGGAGGAGGAACAACAGAUGUUGCUUGUUGUAUUUUCAAUGGUCAAGAACAACUAGAUAACAAUAAAAUUGGAAAGGUAAAGGAGUUUAUACUAAAUAAAAUCAAAGAGGUCUUGAAAACACAAAAAGAUUUUUUGAUUCUACUUGAACCAGAGAAAGAAUCAGAUAAAACAAGAAUAAAAAGUAAGAAGAAAUUUGUUUCUCAGAAUAUUGAAAAAAUAACUGCAGAAUCUCUCAAAACAUUGGAAAAAGGUAAUUCAAUGAAGAUUGGUUUGUGGGAUAUAUAUCCAGAGUGGGAAGAUGAAAUAACAAUAACUCCUCAAGACGUUAACCUACAAAUUCAAAAACCAGACACUAAAUCAAAAAUUGACUGUGUUUGGAAUGAAAGUGAUUUAAAUUUAGGUGGAAAUAAUUUUGAUGACUCUCUUAUUACAGUUAUUCUUGAUAAAAUAAAAAGUCACAUUGGUGAUACUGAUUUUCAAAGAUUGUUUAAAGUCAAUUCUAAGGAUACUAAAACAGUCAAAAGGAUGAAAGAAAAAAGGAUGAAAAAAAUUAGAAUAAUUGCAGAAGACAUUAAAAAGUCAUUUUCUGGAAAUACAAACAGUUUACCAAUUGAUUUAGAUUCAAUUUCUGAAGGACUUACUGGACAGGUAGAUGUUACUAAAGAUGAAUUUGAAGCACAAUGUAAAAAAGAUAAAAUACUUGAAAAGCUUGAACGGUGUAUAAAAAGUGUUGUAGAUAGUGCAAACUGGAAGGUUAAUGAUAUAAACUAUGUUUUAGCUAUUGGUGGCUCUUGUAGUAUUCCAAUUGUUAGAAGGUUGAUUUGUGGUAUGUUUUCAAAAGAUAAAGUUGUUGGCACCUCUUUCAACUCAUACACAAGUGUUGUUAAAGGAGCUGCAUGUAGAGCACAUCAACUGUCUAUAGACUGUGAGGACAGUAUCACUCAAGUCAUGCCAUACACACUUGGAUUUGGGUUAGUUGAAAAUAAGUAUGAUGUUUUUGCACCAAAAGGAAAAAAGUUACCAAUUGGUUUUCUUGGAGUUUAUUCAAAUGCUCAUGAAAAUCAAAGAAUAAUUAGUAUCCCAAUUUAUAAGGGAGAAGGGAAAAAAACAAAUGAAGAAGGUAUGGAGUUAGUGACAACUGCAAUAAUAACAGGACUUCCACCAGGAUUAAAAGAGGGUGAAUUUAAUAUGAUUUACUUAACAAGAGUGAAUACAAGUGGUCUUGUUGAGGUUGAAAUAGUUAAAGCAGAUAAUGGUAAAUUCCUUAAUAAAAUGAAGGCGUUUGUGAAUUUAGGAUUUGAUGAAGAUAUAUUAAAGAAGAUUCAACAACAUCUUGAACGUUAUAUCAAAAAUUCUGAAUAA